Molecule: messenger RNA, 4477 nt
Organism: Oncorhynchus gorbuscha (pink salmon)
Lineage: Eukaryota; Metazoa; Chordata; Actinopteri; Salmoniformes; Salmonidae
Exons: 9
Coding region: 200-1087 (295 amino acids)
Source: RefSeq, a predicted model, not a curated record
GCUUUCAUCACGGAAGGCCGCAGAGUCGAGAGGAACGUCUGCAGAUGUCGGGCAAUGGUGGGAGAGGGCCAGCAGCCUUUUUGGUGGCUGUCCUCCUCCCCUCUACCCUCCAGUUCUACACCCACUCAAACCACUGACAAAGGCCUUUCCCUUAGAAAAGACUCAGCCACCACCCUCAGUCCAGUUGGGUAGUUUUGACAUGGCACCACCCUCUCCCCAUGCAGGGGACUCCUUGAUCUUAGUGCCAUGGGCCUGUCAGACUCCUCUCACGGUGACCUUGGAGACUCUGAGAUACUGCAUCUACAGGAGAAGGCCAGUAGACUGCUACACAGAAGUGAGCUCUCACUCAGUAGUGGAUCUUAUUCCCAUCAGCUCUGAGGGCCUGGGCUGCUCCAAUUUGUCCUCCUCUGUGAGCAUAGAUGAGCCAGUCCGAAGGCCUAUAAUUACCAGUCUUAUCAGCUCAACCACUGUUGUGGGGAACCUAAGCUCAGCAGACCUCUAUUUUGGAACCGUGCCCAAACUGUCUGUGGUUGGUCCCCCUGACCCAUGCACACGCCCAGAGGGGGACAUCCUGUUUCAGUGGCGCCUGAGGAGGAAGAUGGAGAAGGCCAGUCAGUGGUCACACCCACAUCAGGUUCACACCCUUCAUCAGCACUCUGUCAGCUGGCAGGCACACAAGGUACAGCGGAAUCCCCACCCUGCAUAUUCCACUCAUAUAGUUACCCGCUCCUUCACCCCAGCCCCCCAGGAGACCAGUGUCCCCCAUGGACCAUUCUCCCCUGCAGCUGCCCUCCCCGUCUCCAAGUUGCAGCCGGAUACCCCGGUCUGUCCCCACAUGCAACUCCUCUGUGACAUCCUUCCUUAUACCGCUCAGUGCCUCUCCCCUCCACCCAGCCACCAGAGGAGCCCAAAUAGGAGGUCUCUAGGGCCGACCGGACCAUCAGGCAGCCCAAAGCCCAGUUCAGAUCCACAGACACCUCCACUGGGGAGCCCACUAGUAAACAUGAGUCCUCUUCACCACCGCCCGCCUUGUCUCUUCGUGAUGCGGACCAUUCUGAGAGGCCCAGCUAUACAGAUUGGAGUGUGAGCCAACACAGCACCAGAUGUAAAGACAGGGUCAACCCAUGGAGAGAGGAGCCCAGCAGAGACUGGGGGCAACAGGAAAGCAGGCCAGGGGUAGUGAGAGAGGGCCGCCCUGGAGAUCGUGCUCCAUCACCCUCUCCCAUACACAUUACCCUGGGACAGGUAGUUUCAGAGAUAAUGUUACCGACCAUGGACUCCCGGACCCGCCCAGAACCCCUGUGUCCUCUGACUCUCCCAGAUAUGCGCCCCCACAGUCCCCCGCCCUGCCUCCCAGUGCACAGCAGCCCCGGGAGGUCGUAGCUCAGCUGCUGCAGGAGGCUGAAGAUUCAGACGAGCAAGAGUUUAAAGACGACCCCUUACUGAAUGUCUUAAGGUAGCAGAGGAUGGGUGAAGGAGCAAAUCAGCGAGGUGGACUUACUGUUGGAUGAAUUCCAGGAAGCGUGAUCACUGGUGGUGAGCACACACAUGGAACAAAAACAACCAAUUCAAAAGCAUUUUUAUUUUUGUACCGAAAGAUAGUGCAUUUAUUUUUGUUAACAAAUUAUCUUUUUACAAUGAAUAGUUAAAUAUACAAAAACCUUACUGUUGGGUUUUGUGAACAUACUUGAUAAUCUGAGUGUUAAAACCUUUACACAUGAUUUAGAGGGCAUUAGACACGCCACACAAUCAAAUCAACAUUUUCAAUGGUUUUAUAUCAUAUUUACAAUGAAUGGUUCCAUAAAAAUAUUAAGAUUGAUGAGUUAAAUGGGAUUCUUUAGGAUGAGGGAUGAUUUUAAAUGAGAGAUCUGUCCUGGUAAUAUGUACAAACCUCAGAGAGGGAGGGCAGGGAAUUUUAAUGUUGUGACGGCUUAGUUAAUGGGUGUUUUGGUAAAGGCAGGCACCAGCUCCUUGGUGAGUGUUUGAUAUGUCUGUUGGAGGAGAAUGUGCCUGUAUUUUUGCUUCUAUCCUUAUUUGGUGUGUGUACAGUUUACCAAGUUACCAAUUACUUCACACUGGAAGAAGUUAAGCUACCCAUAACUACUUUUUUAUUUUCUUUAACUAAAGUUAAUUUAAAAAAUUGCAAACUUCUUUGCGAUAAACUAUUUUAAAUCUGAAAUGUUAGACUACAAAUUGCAAGAACAGAUCACUCUGGAGUAAGAUGUUAACAGAAUGUGUAAUUUAGCAUAUUAAACAACUGUUUCAAGUGAGAAUUAGAAAGGAGUAAUACUGAAAAAGAAAGGAAAUGAUUGCCUACUUCACCCAUGUUUUCUAUUUGCAAAAGAAGUCGUGUGUAGUUCCAGUAGUUAACUACUUUUUUUUGUUGCUGUGUAGCAAACUACCAGAUAUGAACUGCCACCAAGCUUCUGAAAAAUGUAUUUGAAUUACUAGUUGAACUACAUGUAGUUUACUACUACCCCCCCCCCCCCAACACUGGUUCCUAUUGAUUGUGUGUUUGUUCUUAUGGUGUGUAUGCUCAUGAUUCUGAGUGGGACAGGUGUCUGGAGUUCUCCCCCUGCAGCAUAGGGGCCGAUAUGAUGAGGAUGCCUUCAGGCGACACACCUGACUCCAGAGCCAUGGAGUCCACUCCCUCUGGAAUCCUGUAGCGCCGGUUAAACUGUCGCGUCACCAGCCCCGACCCAUCCUGCAAACAUACGUUAUAGUGAACACAGUCAGUGAGGAAUGCUCGUUUUCAGGCUAACAAGUGGCCUGGUUUCCAGUCUGUUUGGUCAGUAGUUGUCUGAAGCAGAAACAGACUGCAUAGCGACCAGGCUAUAUUCAAUGUCUGUCAUCACACUAUGGCAGUGUGAUUAUGAACAGAGAACUCUUGCAUAAUACAUGCAACACAGUAGUUGCUUACUUUUUUCUCUUUGUGUUUCCCUUGGACCUCCACAAAGUCUCCUGUCACCUUGACCAUGAGCUCCUUUGGGUUGAAGUGUUUCACAUCAACCUGAACUGUGAAUCGACUGUGGUCACAACACACCUGGCAACAGGGGAAGAUACCAAUAUUACUACUCAAAUUGACUCUAUUACUGCUGGCUUAAUCUACUUUUAUGUAAUUACAUUCAAAUGAUAAAGGCAAGAGCACCUGCAGUAAAUGGGCAUUCAUUAAAGUGUCAGUAGAAUAUAGAAAGUAACAGAUAAAAUUCAUUAAUCAAGGCUACCUCAUUGAUACAGAACAAAGUCAUGAAAAAUGAAUCCAGAAAUGGUUUGAUCAAUGAGAAAUUAGAACACUGCGUGCGUGCAGUGUAACGGGAAUAAACCUACCUGUGCAGAGCCAGUUUGCUCCGUCACUGGGGUGAGCAGCUCCGACGGCGUGAAUGAGUACAGCCCGAAUGUCCCGUUCAGCCCGGGAAGAAGAGGCGGCAGGACCCUCUCCCAUGCGAUACCGCUGGCUGGAAAAGUGGGUGGCAGAUCGAAGUCCAUUUCGCGUCUGAGGUAAAAAAUAAUAAUAUAUAUAUGCAGUGAUUACUACAGCCUUUCACACCAGUAUGGGCCGGGGAUGUUACGAAUAUUCUAGGCCACAUGAAGAAAUCGCACAUGGGAAAAAUGAUAGACCUACAUUUAUUGGACUUCGAGAAACUUUUAGCCUAAUAGAAGUUGUUAAAAUGAAUCAAUAAAUAAUUCAACUAUAAUAUACCCGCGUCUUUACUGCUGAGGUUCAGAAAGUGAUUGAUUCGUAAAGACUACAGCGAUGUUUUUUAUAGUCCUUGUCAAAUCUGGAAUAUUGUAAAUAAUACCGAAUACGCUUGAUCCUCAAAGACCUUUCAAAUUGUUGCUGGGAAGGGUCACCGUGUAAAAUCCCGUUUGAGACGUAGAGUCGUUAGCACUUACCGUUAUGAGAUGCCUGCAAGUCCUAUUAUGUUCUGACUGCCAAUAGGAUGGAUUGCUGCGUCCGUGUAUCUGACUCUUCCCUUUUCCCUGACAAACUGUGGAAGUGCCAGUUAAGGUCUGUAUUUAUGAUAGGAGUUACAUAAUGAGGCGGGAACUUCGCUGUGGGGCACCCUGCUUGCUUUGGAUUCACCACCAGACCCCCUGGGAAUUAUGAUUUUGUUUUAGUUGUGAUCAAAUGCUUCGAUAGCGUGGGGACCUGCUUUAAGGAACACUCCUCCCUAUCAUAUCAACCUAAAUAUGAAGAACUGUUACCAUAUUCCCCAUUAUAAUCAUAUAGUGUACGUGUGAUAGUGCACCUUUUUAAUUAAGCUUACAUGGUCGUUUUCCUUGACACCUGUUGGGAGCCCCUUUUGGUGAUUUGGCAAUUGACAUUCAACACUGCCAAAAGCGGUAAUCUCAAUACAGUGUUCUGCCAGGCAACAGUUCAGACGCUUCCUUCUAGGGAUAGACUGCAUAACUGACUGGACUGCUCAAUAAUUGCUACAACAGAUUCGUUGAAAACUGAUUAAAUAUUGCAAUUUUA